Lolium perenne is the source of this 828-nucleotide messenger RNA. RefSeq names its product copper transporter 5.1. The record is from RefSeq and is a predicted model, not a curated record. Gene Ontology annotation, molecular function: copper ion transmembrane transporter activity. Gene Ontology annotation, biological process: copper ion transmembrane transport. Gene Ontology annotation, cellular component: plasma membrane. Lineage: Eukaryota; Viridiplantae; Streptophyta; Magnoliopsida; Poales; Poaceae.
AAAAUCCCACGGGUCGCUUCGCCGGCAAUCCUCCUCCCCUCCCGCCGUGUGUUCUGCCUGCGCCCUCCCUCAUCUCCGGCGACGUCCAAAUCCCAAACCCUCUCCCUCCCCCCGCCCCCCUACCCGCCGGCCGCCAUGAUGCACAUGACCUUCUACUGGGGCACGUCGGCGACGAUCCUCUUCGACGGCUGGAAAACGUCGGCGUGGACCGGCUACCUCCUCUCCCUCCUGGCGCUCUUCCUGGCCGCCGCCUUCUACCAGUACCUCGAGGCCUUCCGGAUCCGCCUCAAGCUCCUCGCCAGCGCCAAGGCGGACCCGCUCCCGCCGCCCGCCGGCUCCGACGCGCGGGCCCCGCUGCUCGGCCCCGGCUCCGCCCUCGCCGGCUGCCGCUGGCCGGCCAAGGUGGCCACGGCGGCGCUCUUCGGGGUCAACGCCGGGAUUGGCUACCUCCUCAUGCUCGCCGUCAUGUCCUUCAACGGCGGGGUGUUCAUCGCCGUCAUCGUCGGGCUCGCCGCGGGCUACCUCGCCUUCCGCAGCAGCGACGGCGAGGACCUCGUCGUCGUCGACAACCCCUGCGCCUGCGCCUAGGGAGAUUGGAUUUGAUGGCCGCCUGGUAGGUGGUUUGACCCAGGUGUGGUGGUGGUGGUUUCUUCAUGUUGUACAACACACACUUUCAGGUGGUAGCAAUAAGAUUUUCGUGUACAAAUUGGGUUGUGUGAUGGGGGAAGAAGGGAUUGCAAGAAACGCUGGUUUCAUCCGAGCGGAGGAAUUGUACAAUAUACAGAAUCGGGAAAAAUCAAGCUCCAGGUCUUUGUUUCCGACAGAUUA